Tachysurus fulvidraco (yellow catfish) is the source of this 1482-nucleotide messenger RNA. It is a transcript of the gene bcl7bb, whose product is annotated as BAF chromatin remodeling complex subunit BCL7B b. Lineage: Eukaryota; Metazoa; Chordata; Actinopteri; Siluriformes; Bagridae. The transcript has 6 exons. The record is from RefSeq and is a predicted model, not a curated record. The coding region runs from base 75 to 653 and encodes 192 amino acids.
UUGUACGUCGCGGCCAAAUCGCAGGCGACAGAGCGGAGAAGCAUCUGAACAAACUCAGAUAAUAACUCAUCAAAAUGUCCGGACGAUCAGUACGAGCAGAAACACGAAGCCGUGCAAAAGAUGAUAUUAAAAAAGUCAUGGCGGCGAUCGAAAGGGUCCGUAGAUGGGAGAAAAAGUGGGUAACUGUGGGAGACACUUCCUUACGGAUCUUUAAGUGGGUUCCUGUGUCAGAGACGAAGCAGAUAUUUAAAGCAAAAGGCCCAGGAGGGGCAUCAAGGGAACUGAAAGGCUUUCCUACAGAUGUGGUGCUAGAAAAUGCUCGCUCGGUCUUACUGGAUUUCCAAGAUGACAAUAGUAACCAGAGUUUCUUGUCGGAUGCCUAUCAAUCGAAUAACAAAGUGGACAGCAGCACUAACUCUAGUCCACAGCAUGUCAGUGGGGCAGUGAGCCCUACACACACACCUUACUUCCGCACAGAGGACUCUCAGCCACCCACCCUGGGACAGGAGGCCAUGGAGGAGCCAUCAAUGACCAGUAGUGAAGUCACUGAUGAACCUCCAACUCUGAUAAAAGAGGAUUUACUGCCGCUAUCUGCUCAGGAGGAUGAAGAAGUGGCAGUUGCACCGCCACUGAAAAGAGUUUGCACAGAAUAAAUGGCUUUUAUUUAAAGCCGAGUCUUAAGAUGGACACACCAUGAUAAGCAAAGCUCACCUGGACAUGUGGGACUGAAUUGAGCAGCCAUGUUGUGAACUGUUGUGAGCGUCUGUUGGUUGAGUUAGAAUUUGAUAAUGAAACAAAGAUAUCAUUACCAGGACUGAUUCAGUAACAUUAGCAAGCAGUUAAUAAAAGAAACUACAAAUCUCUAGCAAAACUCUACAAACUAUGAGAUGGUUGGAAUUUCAUUUAGACUUUUGCCCCCCAAAGUUUUUUCAUAUAUUUACCAUGAAGUAUUUACUUGAAGACAACUCUGUAAGUGUUAUAUUUGUUGUAAAUAACUCGGUGUGGGAGAGAACACUAUAAAAGUAUAGUGUGUCAUGAUAUCAAGUAGGUGCUUUUUAUGACAUUAAGUAUCUGAUCAUUUGUAUUGCAUUUUCAAGCUUUUCUACAUUUGCAUAGAAUAUUUGCUUUUUCUUUCAUUGCAUGUGCUGCUUUAUUUUAUUUAUUGUAGAUUACCAAGCCGGAUUUAUUUACUAAAUUUAGCCGUGGUUCAUGAGUGCAGCAAAGUUAUUUUGAACUCAGCUCAGGUACCGUAAUUUGAAAUGUUAAAUUGAUCUUUCAGUAUCAGAGAGAAUGUGAUACAAACAGAGAAUAUAGCAAAAAUUUUACAUACUGUGCUGUGUGGUGUUGGACCAGCAUUCUAGCAAUUCCCUGUUUUCAGAUUGCACUGCACACAUGAAGGUAUUGACAUUUACAUGCUUUAAUAGUCUAUGAAAAUGUCUUUUUAGAAAAGAAAUUCUCUAUAAAAAUGAAAUUGUUGAAUGA